Messenger RNA from Menidia menidia (Atlantic silverside), 1328 nucleotides. Lineage: Eukaryota; Metazoa; Chordata; Actinopteri; Atheriniformes; Atherinopsidae. The record is from the annotation of a GenBank genome assembly.
UUGUCUAAAGCCGGAACUACAAUUAUGGCUGCGACCUUGUUCAGAACAUGGUGUUAACAAUAUUCAUAAGCCUGCUAACCUUAAACUUGUUUAUGAACCCAAAGUAGUUACGAUAGGUGUUUGUAGUGUUCAUUUAACCGCUGAAAUGAUGGCGUCCCUUUUUAAGUCUGCACUCGGCAGACUGACAGGAAUUUGUAGAGCUCACGGUCAGCAGCAAGAUAUUUUGCACGGCCACCUGAAGAUCCUCACUGCAGGGCUGAAGAUGUAUGAAAUCCCCCCAGACCACAGUGAUGUAGUAUUGCCAGAGAAACCCAAACUGAAGUUUCUGAACAAGGUACCUAAUUUGAAAAAGGCCAAGAAAGAGGGCAAGAAGCUGCGGGACAUCCGGGGCCCUACCAAGGGUGCAAAUGCCUUCACAUCUGGACAGUUUGCUAUUGUGGCCAUGGGCGGGGGCUACAUCCACUGGGGACAUUUGGAAAUGAUGCGUCUAACUAUUAACCGCAAGAUGGAUUCCCGGACAACGUUUGCCCGAUGGCGCAUCAAUGCCCCGUAUAAGCCCGUCACACGUAAAGGACUGGGGCAGCGCAUGGGCGGGGGUAAAGGAGCCAUUGACCACUAUGUGACCCCCGUCCGCUACAGGCGUCUAAUCGUGGAGGUGGGAGGAAAGGUGGAGCUGGGAGAGGUUGAGCAUGUCCUGACUGAAGUAGCCAAGAAGCUGCCUUUCCCAGCUAAGGUAAUGAGCAGAGAGAGCCUAGAAGCCUUCCAAAAAGCGCAGGAUGAGUUGGAGCAGAACAACCAAAAUCCCUGGACCUUCAAGCGGAUAGCCCAAGGAAACAUGAUGGGUAUCAGGAAGGUGCUAAGUCCCUUCGACCUGCACAACCAUGGACGCUUUACAGGGAAAUUUCACUUCCCAGGGAGGGUGUGAAAGCCCAUAACAGACCGUUGUGUUUGUGGUUUCUGACACCGACCACACAGAAGAACUGAAGACACAAACAUCAUUUUGAAACUGUCUUGACUUAUCGAUAUUGAUUUUUUUUUUGUCAUUGGGAUGUUUUGUUGAAGGGACAUUUCUGUCCUUUUUAUGUCCAUAAAACCCAAUAAACAACUUUAUGUGAUUAACGUAAUUAUUUUAGCAACUAUUGAAUGUCAUGGUGGUCUUAAUGCUUUGGCAGCAAAUAAAAAUCAAAAGGCAUUCAACCUUUUUUCAAGCCCACGCAUUAAGAUUAGAAGUUACUCUCAUGAGAAACUAAAUACAUUUUAUUUGAUGCAAACUUUUAAAAACAUUGCAGGAACACGUAGUUUAAAAAAACACCUGAUCUUAUACUGAA